AUGACAGAAGAAGUAACAUAUGCCAAUCUGAAAUUUGGAAACAGCCAUGUGCUGCAUAACAUCCCAGAGCCUGAAGAUACUAAGGAAAAAGGGCCUCCCACUUCAUCCCGCUCUUGCUGGCCAGUAGUCCUGAUUUUGUUCAUGCUUUGUCUGGCAUUGCUGAUGGCGCUGGUGACCCUGGCAGUUCUAUUUUUCCAGAUUUCCAAGGACUACAGGACACAACUUAGAGACCUCAUGACAAAGAAUGAGCUGCAUGCAAAUUUAUCAAAUAUGCUGCAAGCAAUAGGACAUCAACUGUGCCUGGAAGGGGAAAAAAACCUUCAAAAUAAUGGCCAGAACUGCACACUCUGCCCUGCAAACUGGAAGUGGGAAGGUGGUGAUACGUGUUACUACCACUCAGAGGAAGUGAAGUCAUGGAAACAGAGUGACCAGUUUUGUUCCUCAAAAAAUUCUACUCUUCUUCUGAUAAAAGACGAAGCGAAGUUGGAAUUGGUAAAAAAAUUUCCUAGAAACACAUACUGGCUUGGAUUAACAUUUAGAGCUCAAAACAGAGACUGGUAUUGGGCAGACAACACAGCUCUUACAGAACAACAAAAAUCUUGGGUAAAGCAUUUAAACUCCCAAAGCUGUGGAUAUUUUUAUUAUACUACCAUAUAUAGCAGGCAAUGUAAAGAAGAGUUUUACUAUGUCUGUGAAAAGCCCGCCAUCCAAUUACAGCGAGGUAACGAGGAGGACUGGUUUGUCAGAAUAAAAUGA
Pterocles gutturalis (yellow-throated sandgrouse) is the source of this 756-nucleotide messenger RNA. RefSeq names its product C-type lectin domain family 12 member A-like. The record is from RefSeq and is a predicted model, not a curated record. The transcript is spliced from 6 exons. Lineage: Eukaryota; Metazoa; Chordata; Aves; Pterocliformes; Pteroclidae. The coding region runs from base 1 to 756 and encodes 251 amino acids.